This is a messenger RNA of Ylistrum balloti, 4155 nucleotides long. RefSeq lists its product as uncharacterized. The transcript has 3 exons. NCBI's taxonomy places the organism in Eukaryota, Metazoa, Mollusca, Bivalvia, Pectinida, Pectinidae. The record is from RefSeq and is a predicted model, not a curated record. The coding region runs from base 947 to 2191 and encodes 414 amino acids.
CAGGCUAGCUAGUGCAGUGAUUGACGUUAUCACGAUGUGGCUAUAGUUGAAUUCUUGUAGACAUGGAAUAUCACAUUAAUUUCAUAAGUUAUUAGGGAGUAGAGUAAAUCAGUAACACUGGUGUUGAUAACUGUCUCUUCCAGUUCCGGUUUUAGCGAGAAACGUGUUCUGUGACGUAAAUAUUUUUUUGGAGUUCCCCAUACAUCCCGACUACAGCCUAUUGAUUCCCUCGUGAGUUCUGGCACUCCCAUCAUUAUUUUUUGGUGAUGCUGGGGUUUGUAUCUGGAACAUGCUACUUGAUGUUUGUCUGAAGAAGUUACCUGAAUUACAUACAGUGGGACGAAUUAAAAUCAACAACACCGUGAAAGUGUAAAUGUGACUCGUGGAAAGAAAAUUUGCAUUUAACUGGUGCCGUCGACAAAUUAUGUCCUAUAGACCCUGGAUGAUGCCGUGGACACAUUAUGUCCUAUAUACCAAGAUGUCGUCGUUGACACAUCUGCUAUAAACCCGGUUGUUUCCGUCGACGCAUUAUGUCCUAUAGACUCGAUCAUGCAGUUGACACAUUAUGAUGUCCUAUAGACCCGAAUGUUAUGUCAUUGAGAUGGUAUUCAUCUGCACUUGUAAACACCACAGAAAAUCUAUAGGACAGUCUUAACAAUUCUGAAGACGCUGAUAAAAGAAGGAACUCUACCCUGCAUAAAGAGAUAGGGAACACGAUGAAUUGACGGAUGUCGAAAAUUUGAUGCGACAAUAUAUCACACGGCAGAUAAGAAUAAGACACGACAAAUGACGACUUGAAAGAGAAAAGUAUACGAUGAAGGAAAUCAAUGCCAUUUGAGAAAUAGGAUGGAACUUUUGUCUUGGAGUAAGUCCAAGGCACCAUGCGAGUCGGAAAUCAUGCAAACAAAGCUGCGGGAUAUGAACACGAGGCCAUAGAAACUAAAGUAUGAAUGAUAUCGAGCGGCGUAUCCUUAGGAAACACCAUACCGACUUGCUCAAAACAUUGGAUACAACGUUUAUGAUCCCUUUCCUGUUUGAAAGAGAAAUAGUAUUCGAGGAAAAUUAUCUUGAUGAUAUACCAUGCCGACCAGAACGCGUCAAGAAACUGCUAUUAUUUUUGAAGGACAAUUGUUCUUUUGAAUUAUUUGUUGAAUGUCUUAGGCACGAUGACAGCUACCCAUUUUUAGCUGAUGACUUGGAAAAGGAGCUUUCACAAGCGGACAAGCUAAACGAUGGUAUUCAGCAACAAAGAAAGAUAGACCUUUUUACGGAGCGAAGGAAACAGGUUGGAGAAUUUCGGCAUAAAAUGAAACGAUGUUCGCACGAAAAGGAUUUUGCAACAUUCCAGAAACACUACGAAAAGGCCAUUAAUGACUGGAAUCAUAUAAAUCGCAACAGGACGAGAUACAAUGACCAGCAACGACAACGAGCAGCCGACUUUUGUCACGCCGCUUAUGAUGCGGAAAUUGAACGGCGGCGAGUAUUUUAUGAAAAAAUAAAUUUAGAAGGCGACAUACUGGACAAGGUACAACUGAUGUCAGCUCACACAUCUUGUCCCACAGCGCCUGAUGUACUAUAUUUAGCGCGGUACUCCUCCGCUCUAGUGAUGGCAGGGGGAACGUUAGAAGACGGUCUUACUUAUAUAGAGGACGCUGAACACAAGAUGGAACUCCUUCCGGCAUGUAGAGAGACAGGACUUGUGCUUUACAUCAAGUUUAAUUUUUUAUUGCUGAGACAUGAACGCGACAGAACGAGCAUUGACAAAAACGAACUGUCGAAACUGGGAAACAGUGUUAUCACACAUUUCAGCACAGAAUCAGACACCGUCAGUAAUGACUUUAAGAGGAUAUUUCUGCUGAAGAAGGCACAUAUGUGGCUUGAUAUGGGUGUGUUUCUUAAUGUUAUCGGCGAAGGCCAGGUCACAGAAUCCGACAUACAAGAGACGGAAAAACUAUUAAAAGAGAUAUACCGCCCCUUUUUGUGGGAAAGGAUGGAACUUCGGGCUAAGAUGGUGUAUUACGCCGUUAGGUCUCGGUUAGAAUAUGUGAAAGACAACACAAAUUACAGUGAAGCCAUCAAACUCGCCAUCAAAGCUUUACGGUAUGCCAAAGAAGGAGGAUUUCCAAAGGAGCAAAAAGCUAUAGAAUACAACUCAGAUUUGUUGCGUAAACAUCAUAGCAGUACUGCUUAGGUACACAGGAAUGAUUGGAGAUAAUUCCUCAUUUAAUAUGAUCAGUUAUCUUUGUAUUCUUGUCUAAUGCUCAAAAAUGAACAUUUAUCAAUCACUAUUUAUGCAUUUAUUUGUGUUUGACUAUAGAAUCAUACAAGCACGUCCCAGGCAUUACAACAGGUUUCGGCCAGUUUCCGGAAUACAGGUUAAUGGCCUUUUUCCUUAGCCAGAUUCCCAGGACAUUUUGGAUCAGAAAACUCAUAUCUGACCUUACGCGGUGUGUUAGAGGAUGCAACAAAGUAAUACUGACCUAAGUUCCUGUGCCUCAUCAAAGGGUGAGCACCAUGAACGUAGAACAAGAGAUAAUUGUACGCCGAGACCAGACUCGUCGUGGCACGACUUACCCGGCGACCAAACCCUGUAGGAGGACACUUUAUGAUCAUUUGAGGGAAGGUUUCAUGGCUGUCCUAAUAUGAUCACCUUUUGUCCGGCUAGAGGGUAUAGGGUAUGACUGACAUCAGCAAGACUUAACUAUUUGUCUAGGCACUUAUUGUAGGCAUAAUUAGAUUCCAUGUACAAUACUGUGUGCAGUUUAUAUUUACAUUACACGUACAAUGCAAUCCGUGUUAUGUAUGACAUGUUAAGAACAACAAUAGUAACUCCGGAGACCAUUAAGACCAUUAGUCCUCUUUUUACUUUAAGAAAUCUUUUCAUAAGAGAAUACAGCCAAAUCAGAUAAUGGAAUUAAAUGGCCACAACCUCAUUUAUGUCAAAUUUUACGACCUUAGAACAUCAUGGGCAGUCAAACAAAAUUGUCCCUUUAGCAAUUUUGGCCAAACAUUAGUACAAGUAUCAUUAUCACAUGUACACGCAAAAACAAGGUCCUUGUUGAAUAUCUACUCGAAGGUACCGGACCACAGAAUUUGUAUGUAUUUAUGCUAUCUCUUAUGGCCAGACAGUACAUAACAUAUCCAACCAUGACAACCAUAAUCAUCAAUCCUACUACUAACUCAAAGGGAUCCACUUGACAACUUAUAUUAAGGAUUCGGUUACUAUAGAUAAAAUAAUAUAGAUUUCCUGCCACAAACACAUAGUGACACCUACAUGGUGAGUUCUGAAGUGCGUGACAUUCAUUCAAUCUUUCUAUCAAGUUAGAGAUUGUUAAUUCUUACCAUUAGCAAUAUUUAUAGUUAUAUUUGACGUGAAAACUUCCAGCAGAAUCUACUUAUUCAAAACUGACAUCCUAUGACUAUGUACACUAUUGUUUUAACAGAUUUUUGAGGAAAUACUGACCUGUCGAACCCCAACAAAAUUCACUAAAAUUGAAAUUGUAAUCUUUUGGCUUCUAAAUGACACCUUUACCGGUUCUCCAUUUUCCUGGAAUUUUCACCAAAUGUUCUUGAGAUAAAGGGCCAAAUAGUAUAUAAAAAAUUUUGGUGCACUUAAACUGGAAGUACAUGCUUUCAGUUCAAUUGCUAAUAUACGCUAUGAUUUUACUACUUUUUUUCCAGAUGAAAAACUGAACAUUGUUACACUCUAUGGUUACGACACUUAAUGUGUCGUAGCAUUGGCUCAAUGGACCUUUUGAACUUUUUAAUCUUAUUUCAUAGGUAGUCACUCAAUGUGCUACAAAUACCACUCACUUUUAGUAAAUUUAGUGCGUGGGCAAACUUUCAUUGUUCCUGAAAAAUCCAAAGUUUGUUGUGUGUGUUAUUCUGCAAAAUGUUGCAUAGUGGGAGUUACCUCCCUUGAAUUGUUUUUUGGCGAGAAGAUCGAUACACAAAGAGUAGAACAAAGAGUCUUUGUGAUAAUUUAUUUGUUUUUCCUCAUUUAUGUAUGAAUGACAACGAACGCUGUAUUCUUAGAGAACACCAUAACAUGUUAUUUGAAGGCGCUGAAUACAAAGUAUUUAACUGCAUUCUUCUAUGAAUGAUAUACCAUGUUGACCACAAGUCAAUAAACUGCUGUUAUUUCUUAUGGAUAAA